AUGGCAAAUUGUCUUCCGGCCUUUUCUACAUCAAAAAUACCUCCAUACUUUGUGUUGGCAGGUGAUAGCACCACGGCUAUUCAAUCGUCAAACGGAGGAGGGUGGGGAGAUGGCUUUCUAAAUACAACACUUUUUAAUGGCGCAGCAGGCCAUAACUACGGUCACAAUGGGGCAACAACCGUCAGUUUUCGAAGUGGAGGGGACUGGGAUAACAUUCUUCAAACAAUUCACAAUGUCAGUCAUGGAUUUCAACCUUUUGUGACCAUCCAAUUCGGACAUAAUGACCAGAAAGCCUCUGCCAAUAUCUCCCUUUCUGAAUAUACCGAAAAUUUGGAGAGAUUUGUCAUCGAAGCUUACAGUGCUGGGGCAAUCCCAAUUCUUGUUACUCCCUUGUCACGAAGGAAUUAUGAUAACUCGACGGGUCAUCCAGUUAUUAUCCAGGAUCUUGCAAACCAAACUGCAGCCACUAUUACAGCAGCACGCAGGACUGGAGCGUCUUUUAUUGAUCUUAACAGAGCAAGCACACGCUACCUGAACGCUAUUGGUCCUACAAAUGCCUCUACAUAUAAUCUUAACGAGGACGACCAUACUCAUCUUAACAAUUAUGGGAGCAUUGUAUUUGGGGGUAUUGUUGCAGAAUUGAUCCAGGGUGAUUUUCCACAGUUAGAAAACGAAGGAUUUAUUUGGGUGAAUGAGACCUUGCGAAAGGAUGUCGCGCAAGGCUUAUAUUAUUGGCCUUGA
Molecule: messenger RNA, 741 nt
Organism: Penicillium macrosclerotiorum
Lineage: Eukaryota; Fungi; Ascomycota; Eurotiomycetes; Eurotiales; Aspergillaceae
Product: rhamnogalacturonan acetylesterase
Exons: 1
Coding region: 1-741 (246 amino acids)
Molecular function (GO): hydrolase activity
Source: RefSeq, a predicted model, not a curated record